CGUGUUUCCGGCUGAGAUCGGCUUGUUUGUGAAGGACCUUGUACGUGAAGCUGACACAGAAAACCACUCCCUAAAAGAAAGAUGUAUCCAAGCCAUGUUAAGGUGAAGCACCACAAACACAAAUCCCACAAACAUGGGCACAAACAUAGCAGCAGCAGUAGUAGUAGCUCAAGCUCCAGUUCAGAUGAAGAGACCAGGCACAUGAGCAAAGAUCAGAAGAAGGCCUAUAAGAAGAUGAAGAAGCACAAGAUGCACGGAGCAGGAGGACAUGGUAUGCAUGGAUACCCGGGUGGACAUGCUGGUUACCCUGGAGGAGUAGCCCCUGUGCCUGGGCAUUAUCCUCAGCAGCAUGCAGCCUACCCUGGAGGCACUGUACCCCCACCAGCUGGUUAUGGCAUGCCCCAGGGCCCUCCUCCAGCAGGGUUUACAGGGCAGCCUGGUUACCCAGCCGCAGGAGGCUACCCUGCUCAACCAGCUGGCUACCCAGCACCCAGUUAUCCAGGAGGUGCUCCCCCUGCAGGAUACCCAGCAGGUGCCCCACCCCAGGGCUACCCAGGACAGUACCCACAGCCAGGUGGAGCAGCCUACUCAGCUAAUGCCCCUGCUACCUAUGCUCCUCAGCCGUAUGGUCCCGAAGCAGGGACUCCUGGUUACCCUGCCCAGCCUGGCUAUGGGGUACCACCCACACAGCCUGGCUAUGGGGCACCUCCUGGACAGCCAGGGUAUGGACCUACAGCAGGGGCACCUGGUUAUGGACAGCAACCAGCGUAUGGUCAGCAACAAGCAGGUUACGGAGGCACUCAACCAACUGCAUACCCCUCUGUGGGUGCAGGUGCUCCAGGGGCUGGAGGUGUGGCUGGGGUUACACAGGACCUGAGUAAGAUGAAGAUCUAUGGCACAGCUGAGGUCUUAAAACCAACUAUUGUCCCAGCCAAACCGUUCUAUCCCGAGAAAGAUGCAGAAAUUCUCCGCAAAGCAAUGAAAGGGCUUGGCACUGAUGAGAAAGCCAUUAUUGAUGUGAUUAGUCGUAGGACAAACCAGCAACGUCAACAAAUUCUUCAGAUGUUUAAGACAAUGUAUGGGAAAGACCUUAUCCAAGACUUGAAGUCGGAGCUGAGUGGAGAUUUGGAGGAGCUAAUCCUUGCCCUGUUUAAACCAACUACAUACUAUGAUGCCUGGUCCCUGAACAAGGCUGUAUCGGGUGUGGGCACCAAGGAAUCUGUACUGAUUGAGAUCCUGUGCACCAGACCUAACUCAGAGAUUAAAGAAAUUGUCCAGUGCUACAAAAAAGAAUUUCAUCGUGACCUGGAGAAAGACAUCAUGAGUGACACUAGUGGUCACUUCAAGAGACUGCUGGUUUCUGCUCUCCAGGGUAAUCGUAAUGAGCUGACCUUGGACCAGAUUCAGCGUGUUGCUAGGGAGGGGCCUGAGUGUGUGAUUGACAGGAAGCUGGCUCAGGAAGAGGCUCAGAAGCUGUACCAGGCCGGGGAGAAGAAAAUCGGCACAGAUGAGUCUGUCUUUCUACAGGUCAUGGCCCUCAGGCACUACUACCAGCUCAGGGCAACCUUUGAUGAGUAUUCCAAGAUUGCUGGAAAGGACAUCCUUCAGUCAGUGGGUAGCGAGUUCUCAGGAAGUGUUGAGGAUGCUUUCAAGGCCUUAGUUCAGUGUGCUAGGAACAGACCAGAGUAUUUUGCUGACAAACUGCAUAAUGCCAUGAAGGGUCUCGGCACCAAAGAUUCCGCACUGAUUAGGAUUGUGGUAACUAGAUCUGAGAUUGACCUUCAGAACAUUAAGGAGGUGUACCAGCACAAGCAUGGGAAGACCCUGAUGGGCCGUGUACAAAGCGAGACAAGCGGAGACUACAAGAAACUUCUGUCAGCCAUUAUCGGGGCUUAACUCCCCGACUUGUCACCAUGGUUACCCUUGACUCACUGCGAGUCAGUGAUUAUUAUUUUUUUUUGUCGCUCAUGUUACUGUUAUAAAAGUUUAUAAUGCAAGAAAGGUAUUACAUGUGCUUGUAUAUCAAACUUACCAUUUAUUACUUUUACAAAUUUACUUCUUAAUGAAAAUGUCCACAAACUGCAUAUUGCAUGUAUGUGUGUGUAAGUUUGUGAUCCUUCGUAAUGAUAGAUUUUCUGUUGUUACAUAUAUACUGUUAGUUGGAUUGUGUUUGAUUAAAGUAGUAUUGAAUGGCAUUAACAACCUUUUGUUGUCUUAAUUUAUGUGCAGUUUGAUAAUAGAAAUGUCACUAAGAAGAUACCCUGUACUGAAUUUUUAAGACGGGAAAUUUUGUGUCAGCGUGAAUGUUUAGACAUUUUUAUGCAAUAAAUAUAUGGAAAUUGUCUUGGUGUAUACUUAAAGCUCAAUGAGCUUGUACCAUUCACCUCUUUUCUCAUGCAUACUAGCAUGACUAGAUUUAUGUGGCAUAGUUUGAAGGCUGUUGAUUGUUGUGACGUGCAUGUAUACAUGUACAUAUAUGUUUCUGUCUGGCUGAUUACUAAGUAAGAUUUCUUUGUAUUUCUUUAAGGUGAUACUCAAAAUUAGAUUCAUUUCGGUUACUCUGGAAAUUGUGAACAGUCAAGUUUGUUGAACAAAAAGAUUUAUUCUUGAUGCAUAGAUUAAUGAAAUAUUUAGAGAAUUCCUUUCAGCUACAUGAACGCAUAUAUAUAUAUAUUCAAAACUUUCUUAUUCGUUAUCUGUACAUCAGAAUGAUUUCUAUCAUAUAAGGUUUAUUGACCGUAAAAUGUGAUAAUUGGCAUGAGCAUUUGGCAUGUUCAAGGCCCCCAGUAGUUGGGUGGAUGGAUGUUAAGCUUUACAUUCACAGUUGAGUAGCACAAACUUCUCAAUGGGUCAGUAAGCAUAUAGCUGAUUGCAAAUUUCUGGUUCUGCAUGAACUGUACCUGUGCCAGACAAGUCUUUAGAACUGAUCGCAAUAUGUUCUGUGUGUUUCACCUGAUAACUGUUUAUUACAUGUUUUAAUGGAGAUUUUACUGCUGGUUAUAAAUUGUUGAUGGUGAAGGUUUACUGGGUGGAACUUGUGACUGAUCUUCUAUACUGAUGUGAGUGUGUAUGUACUGUUAAUAUUAUCUUCCUACGGUAAACAGAACAUUAUCUAUAUAUUUUGAUACAAUUUAUUAUAAACUUUAGCGGUUCUUUCUUUUGAUUGUUUUUAUACUUUGAAGCAAGUGUAUCUUUAAAAAUGUAUUCUAACUUUGCUAUGUAAUCCUCUAGUCCUUUAUUACUAUGAACUCAGCUGAUUUUACAAAUAUUUGUAUUCCAAUAAAAUGUAUUCCCCAUUGUAAUUCACCUUUUUUAUCAGGCGUUAAAUGUGCUACUCAGAUAGGUGUAGGAAUACUGAUUUUUUAGAUGCAGAUUGCAGUAACUAAUUUAGAGAGAAUUUUGCAAUGAAUGUUCUAUGCAGAGUAGUGAUUUUCAAUGUACAAGGUAUUAACAUUUAUUGGCCUUUUCCUCCUUAGAGAUGUCACACUAGAACUCUAUGCUGUUUUGGCAUCUGAAACACUGUUACUGUUUGUUACACUUCCAGAAUUAAACUAAAAUAAAAAAGUAAGAAAAAUA
Messenger RNA from Liolophura sinensis, 3576 nucleotides. Its product is annotated as annexin A7-like. The coding region runs from base 82 to 1896 and encodes 604 amino acids. Gene Ontology annotation, molecular function: phosphatidylserine binding; calcium-dependent phospholipid binding; calcium ion binding. The transcript is spliced from 16 exons. Gene Ontology annotation, cellular component: nucleus; plasma membrane; cytoplasm. The record is from RefSeq and is a predicted model, not a curated record. NCBI's taxonomy places the organism in Eukaryota, Metazoa, Mollusca, Polyplacophora, Chitonida, Chitonidae.